Messenger RNA from Petromyzon marinus (sea lamprey), 1639 nucleotides. Its product is annotated as NADH dehydrogenase [ubiquinone] 1 alpha subcomplex subunit 10, mitochondrial-like. NCBI's taxonomy places the organism in Eukaryota, Metazoa, Chordata, Hyperoartia, Petromyzontiformes, Petromyzontidae. Gene Ontology annotation, cellular component: respiratory chain complex I; cytoplasm. The record is from RefSeq and is a predicted model, not a curated record. Gene Ontology annotation, biological process: mitochondrial electron transport, NADH to ubiquinone.
CGAACGCUAGAGGGACUUCGGCACAGAGUCGUUUACAAAAAAUAAACAGGACGUGGUCACGUCAGUUACAUUUCACAAUAACAUAGCGGCGUUAAAUAUAAACGCGCAAUGAAUAUGUCGCGUCCGCUCGUUACGUCGCUGCGACGUUGCGUGCCUUUGGGAAGCGGCCGUGUAACGCGCCGGCGAUUCGUCCCCGCGUUGACUGCGAUAAGAACUUUACCAGCUUUACAGAUACAUUCUCUUAAUUGCUGCAUGAUGCACACGGAAAGGCUUGAUGGUAUCACAAAGAAGCUCUCUGUAUCAAGUAAAAUUAUCGUCUUAGAUGGAAAUCUAGCAGCAGGCAAAACAACACUUGGCAGAAUGUUAGCAGAGAAAAUGGGCCUGCUCUACUUUGAGGAAGCAAGUGUGCCAUACUGGGAGAAGAAGAGCAAGGAAAGGGCCCUUCCCCCACCGCCUUUCAAAGGCAGCUGCAGCUUGGAAAAUUUUUAUGCAGACCCAAAGAGUCCCGAUGGCAACUCUGUCCGGCUUCAGCUGCUGAUGUUCCACACACGCCUCCUGCAGUACUCGGAUGCUCUUGAGCACCUGCUAAAUACAGGGCAAGGUGUGAUCCUGGACCGGUCUCUUUACAGUGAUUUUGUGUUCGUGGAUACCAUGCACAAAAGUGGUUUCUUGGAAAAACACGCUGUGGAUUACUACUACGAGGCAAGGGCCAACAGCAUCUUGGCCAUCCUUCCUCCUCACAUCGUCCUGUAUCUGGAUGUUCCUGUGCCUGAGAUUCAGCACCGGCUUAUUCAGCGUGGUCGUCCUUUUGAACAAAACAUUUCUGACAGUUACUUGCAGGACAUUGAAGAUGUUUACAAAUCAAAGUUUUUGCCAGAAAUGAGUCUGACAAGUGAAGUUUUACAAUUUGACUGGUCUACAUUUGGGGACGUUGAUAAAGUUGCGGAUUGUGUCAACAGUGUGCAUUUGACGAAAGGCCCAUGGCUUCUGCAGACAGACUCUUCUCUCCACCAAUUAAAGAUGCUUGUGGAAAACAAGCACAGAGUGGCAAACCUGAUGAUCAUUUCAAGAGUCAUCCCUGAGGUUACAGUGGGUGUUUGCUGAAGUGUCUAGGCUCGCCACAAUAACAAUUUCAAGACACCAGCAGCCACGUGAUGCAGUGAAGUGAUGUUCAUUAUACGAUGGAUGAAUUGCAUGCAGUUGAUGUUGAAGCCUGCCUGUGGUCACUGAGCUUAAUUGCCUAGAAAAUGGACUCUUACAGAUAUUAUAAAGUUAAUGGUCAUUGCACUAAGUUGAUGGCCAUAACCACUCGCUGUACAUGAAUAAUAUAAUCCUGAUCAUAUGUUUUGUCUUUUACAUCGCAAGGGUUAUUUCAGAACGAAGCACCUUCUUGCAAUCAUUCACUUGUGCGAACUUCAUUGGCAAAAUCUUAUUAUACUUAAUUCCAGGCUGCAAGUAGUAUGUGUUGUGUAAACCUGUAUGGCGUUCAAGUAAAUCAUUUCCUGCACCAUUACAAAAGUUUCACUGGAGAUUAUUAAACAAUAUUCAUUACAUUAUUACAAACAUAACUUGUAUAUACAUUUGCACACGUACAUUUAUGUAAUAUUUGUUCAGUAUUAGUAAAGUUUCUUGUAUUUCU